AUAUUUGUCUUGAACUCUUGAUUUUAUAUUUUUAACCUAGUUAUCAAAGGUUAUAGUGUUUAAGUGGAUUCAUAUUUAAGUACACUCCAAUACAGUGUACCUUUCAAUUUCCAAUUAAAAUGGAUUUCAAAAUGCAUGAAUACACCCAUGUUAUCGUUAGUAAAUCAUCGCCGCGACUAGACCGGGCCGAUAUUAAUGACUCAAGACGCCAAUACGAUUGCUAUAUAAGACUACUGAGUGAAUUAAAUUUGGAAAUAAUUGAAAUCGAAGCUGGUUCAUCAUUCCCUGAGGCUGUCGUAUUGGAAGACAUUGCACUUGUGUGCCAUGGCAUAGCUUUGCUUCUCAAACCAAAAACGGGACAGGAACAGUUAGUAAAAUCUGUAAAACAAACUCUCGAAGAUGACCUUGGCCAAACAGUAAUUGAAUUGUCUGACCCGGAUGCUAAGUUGCUGGGAUCUGAUGUCUUGUUCACAGGUCGUGAGUUUUUUGUGGGUAUUUGUGAAACAACCAAUGAAGCUGGUGCAAGUGCAGUGGCAGCGGCUUUUCCUGAAUUUCCAUGUACACCUAUCAAGGUUACAAAAGGUGCACAGCAUUUGAAGAAAUACAUAACAGUUGCUGGACCGGAUAUUUUAUGUGUAGCAGCGAGCAAGGAAGCAAAGGAGUUGUUGAAACGGAUGGAAAGGGAAGCAAGUUUCUCAUAUCAGACACUCACAGUGCCUGAAGAGGAAGCAGCCAAUUGUCUAUAUGCCAAUGGUACAUUGAUACACAGAGCUAUCGAGGAGAUACCGCAGUCGUUUAAGGUGUUUUGUGAGAAAAUUGAUUUCUCCCGCCGAUCGAUAUGUUUCUCCGAGCUGUCGAAGAUAUCGUCAGGGCUUAGUGCUUGCUGCUUGCUGUUAAGAAAGCCAUUUACAACAUAAAUUAUCCACUAUUUGGCUGGUUUGGGAAUUAUUUAUCUUUUAUGCGAUACGUUUAACUUAUUACGUUACCAGUCUUUAACAGUUUCAGCGAGAGAAGUUGUUUAAAAGUAACUUUUUUUUAUUUCAUCAAAAUGUAAUCAUCACACAUAGAUUAAUAAUAAUUUAUAUUCUACUUUUACCACAUUAAAAUCCAAACAAAUGUUUACCUACAGGUAAAGAUAACUUAUUAAAAAAGAAUUUCAUAAACACCAUACCUGUUUUUAUCAAACAUUAAUAUUGCGGUUAGAUUAAACGUUUUAUUACCAAAUACAAAUAUAUUGUGGAUAAUCUGAUGAAAAAUUUAUUACAUUUUUAUAAUUUAAAUUCUUAAGAGAUAAAUGGCGUUUUAACUCCCAUGAUUAUGGCAACACAGAGGUUGUGCUUAAAUAAAGUUAAUCAUUUAUAGUUAAAAUGUAAUGUUUUCAACGUCUCUUAUAACUCAAACUCAAAAUAACUUUAUUAAUAUAGGUAACCAAGUACAAUUAUGAAUGUUAACAGAAAAGUUGAAUUGAUUCUAAAUUAGAUAUAGUAGUAAACCAGUAGAGUAGAGUUUACAUUGUAUAAAAUUUAUUUUAAAUUAUUGAACUUUAAAAGUACCAGUCUUCUUACAAUUUAUUCCUUAACAAAAGGCUAAACACGUGUUCAUAUUAUAGGAUAAUCUAUUUAAAUGCUGUUUUCGGCUUUGGUAAUCUUAAUGCAAAAGUGUAAAAAUAGUGAUUUAUUCGCUAUAAUGCAUUUUUCCCUGUAUAACGGAAAAUACUUUUAUUUACAAUUGAAAUCAUAAUACCCAAGUACCUCAUUUUUAGUUGUAGUACUUUAGCCAUUCCCUAAGUCUUAAGACUGAUUUUUUAAUCUCUCUAUGAUAAAAUAUGUUAUAAUGAACAAAAUAUCUCUUAACCAGCCCCAGUACCUUCAUUCCAAAAUAUUUAAAUAUUGAGUACCAUCCAUUGAAGUUAUUAAAAUACCAUAAAAAUUGUAGUAAAAAAAAACUCUCAAACAAACGUGUGCACCCACCAGUGUUAGUUACUAAGUUGGCCUUUUAUGACAAUAUUUUAUUUUCUUAUUUUUAAUAAAAUUCAUAUAAAUUAAACAAUUAUAAAAAUUUAAAAAAAAAGUACGAAUUCUAUAUGUGCAUAUUAAAGUAUUUGGAAUUAAUUUGACCAAUAUAAACAGUUUUUAAGUGGUACAAAUAAAUACUUUGAAGGAAUGAAAUUUUAUCAUUCCUUUUUGUAUCCAUCGCACAAAAUUAAUAAAUAAUGUUUAAUACUUAAAGAAAUCUCAUAUGAGAUUCAGACUUCCGUAUAUUAUAUUAUUAGUAUUAUUAUAUCCAAUACGAACGUAUAGGUACUCGAUUCUGAAUCUUACCAUCUCUGCUUAUUCUUAAGUGAUUUUAUUAAUAUGCUAAACGCACAAAUUAAUAUAUUUGAAACCUUUAUAUUUAACGGUCGUUAUCGAAUCUCGAAUAGUUGGAUUUGCAAAGCAUCAAAUAGAGGAAAAGGAUCUUAAAUCUAAUGAGGCUUAUAUAUAUUUACCCUGUAGAUAACAGUGUGUAAUAAGACCGCUUUGAUAACGUAAAAUGGUUUGUUUUAUUCGGUCAGAAUAUAAACUGUUCUUGACAAUAAUUUAAAUUACUUUUUUAAUUUCUACAUACAUUGUAAAAGGAAGAGGAUUAACACCCGACAUAAAGUCAAAAGUAAAGUUAUUUAAUACACAUAGUUUACAAGUGUGCACUCUUUGGAAUACCUCCGUAAUUCCGACAGCUUUAUAAAUUUGGCGCAUUUUUUUAAAUAUUACAAGUUUCAAAUAAACGAGCACAGUUUUUUUUAACAAUUAUUAUUAUUAUAUUAGUUUGAACAAUGUCAUCACAAUUUUAAGGUUUAAUUUUUUUUUGUGUUAACUGUAUCAUGUUUUUUUAUGUAUUUCUUGUGUAACAAGACAAUUGUGUUAAUUCAUGUUUGAAAAUGUCAUUGAACUCAGUUCUAUGAUGCGCAAAAAUGUGUUUAUUUUUUAAUUUAAUUUUUCUUGUAUAACAAGUCAAUUUAAGUUAUUACAAACAAUAAAUCUUUAAGCUAUUUAAGUGUGAACUAUGUUAAUGUCAUCACAAUAACACUUUAAUAUUUUAGCGCGUAAUAAGUUGGGUAAUAUAUAAUUAAAAAUGUAUGUUAUCCGUAAGUUCAUCAUUCGUCAACUAAAUCACUUACACUGUUCUAACUAAAGUACACUGAUUUACUGAAUUCCUCUUAGGAUCGAGAAAAGACCGUACAAAUCGUAAUAAGCCGGCAGCGCACUCGCGAGCGUGCUGUCCUAGUAAAAAAACAACGUUCUUUUAGUCGAAUUUGCGUAAAGACAAGUACUUUAUUAAAACAGUUUGAGUGAUUUUUUAAAAUAUAUUACGAUUUUAAUAACCACUUCAAGGUAUUAAAUCUCAAUAAAUUAUAAGUAUUUUAUCAAUGUUUUAAACAUAAAAGUAUUUAUUGUAUUGUUGAUUUGUAGAUGUGAAAAUUUUAAGUGUUUAUCUUCCAUAGAUUUAGCAAUGUAGCACACCCAGUAUUUAAACUUUCUAUCGAGGUUAUUAGGACUUAAAUCUAUAUAGCUCUACCGGUCGACCGUUCAAUUCUGAAUAUCCUUAAAUAUAAUAUAUAUAUUUAACAUUUGGAACGAUUAUAUAAUACUUCCAAAUAUUCGGUAGACAUAUUCAAAAUACAUUAAGGUAAAAGAGCCGUCGAUAUUUCUUUAUACCAGUCGUAUCACGUUAUGACUGGUAUUUUGAUUUUAACAGAAUAUACGCACAAAGAAUCGCUCUAUUUUUAAUGUACAAUUCGAUUUAGUUAGAGGCGGAUCUUUUUCUUCGGAUAUGAAAUGAAACUCGGGUCUUGCCUUAGCUUCCUCUUCAUACUACAUUAUAGAUUUAAGUCAUAAUUUAAGAUUCAGAGACAAGUUUUAGCGUUAACUGCCUGUAUCAAAAUAUAUUAACUGAUGGGUAAAUUAUUUUGUACAUAAAACUGUCUCUGGUUCUUCAUCCUCAAUAUAGGUUAGCUGACAUUUUUUAUAUCCUCGAAGGUGUAUCUUAGUUUAGUGCGUAAUAAAUGAUUGAAGAA
Molecule: messenger RNA, 4054 nt
Organism: Pieris napi
Lineage: Eukaryota; Metazoa; Arthropoda; Insecta; Lepidoptera; Pieridae
Product: N(G),N(G)-dimethylarginine dimethylaminohydrolase 1
Exons: 5
Coding region: 120-917 (265 amino acids)
Biological process (GO): positive regulation of nitric oxide biosynthetic process; arginine metabolic process
Molecular function (GO): amino acid binding; dimethylargininase activity
Source: RefSeq, a predicted model, not a curated record